Cloeon dipterum is the source of this 560-nucleotide messenger RNA. It is a transcript of the gene Lamtor4, whose product is annotated as Late endosomal/lysosomal adaptor, MAPK and MTOR activator 4. Lineage: Eukaryota; Metazoa; Arthropoda; Insecta; Ephemeroptera; Baetidae. The transcript has 3 exons. Gene Ontology annotation, biological process: positive regulation of TOR signaling; cellular response to amino acid stimulus. Gene Ontology annotation, cellular component: lysosome; Ragulator complex. The record is from RefSeq and is a predicted model, not a curated record. Gene Ontology annotation, molecular function: guanyl-nucleotide exchange factor activity. The coding region runs from base 131 to 436 and encodes 101 amino acids.
UACCUCCAGUCUCGAGUCGAAUCUUCAACAUCAUUUCUGUGUCUUUGACACUUUCAAAGCUGUGUUAGCAAAAAGAAAUCUCAAAACUUUGCUUUUAUCUUAUUAUUUUGCACGUAGAAGAGAUAGAAACAUGCUGAACCUAGAGAGAAUUCCAGACCAAGUAGGCUACUUGGUUUUGACCGAAGACGGAGCAGUCGUAGCUUCUGGGGGAGAGCUGGAAAAUGACGAACAUCUGGCCACCAACAUCACCGAGCUGGUCUACACGAGUGAGGUUCUGGAGCAAGGCUCCUCACCCGAAAACAAAUUUCAGAAAAUAACAGUUGUUUAUGAUGACUACACUCUUGGAAUCUGUCUUUCGAACAAACGAAUUCACGUGGUGAAACGGAGAACUCCCAAUCAGCAGGUGACUGAUGCCCCACUGGUUGACAUGAACUGAAAGGUGGUGCAAGCUUAUCAAGAAUUUACAUGUGAUUGAAAAGUGUUAAUCUUACAUAACUUAGCUUACAAUAAUUGAGUUUAAGAUAAAAUUAUUGGAAAUAAAAGUACCAACUGAUUUCUAA